UAGGUUUAGAAUCUUUGUGUACAAGUGUAAUACUGUAGAACUCUAGAGUUUGCUUAUUGACAGCAAAGGAUGAUUUUAAUUUCUGUAAAAACAUGCUUUAUGUUCCAGAACAUUGCUAGAAAGCGGCGCUACGUUGCCACUGUUGCCUUAAAUGAUCGUGUUUAUGUUAUUGGCGGGUAUGAUGGCCGAUCGCGGUUGAGUUCAGUUGAGUGUUUGGACUACACAGCUGAUGAAGAUGGAGUCUGGUACUCUGUAGCCACAAUGAAUGUACGCCGAGGCCUUGCAGGAGCUACAACACUCGGAGAUAUGAUCUAUGUUGCGGGUGGAUUCGAUGGAAGUCGACGUCACACUAGCAUGGAGCGAUACGACCCCAAUAUUGAUCAGUGGAGCAUGUUGGGAGAUAUGCAGACUGCCAGGGAGGGAGCGGGACUUGUUGUGGCCAGUGGACUCAUUUACUGUUUAGGUGGUUAUGAUGGCCUGAACAUUCUAAAUUCUGUAGAGCGGUAUGACCCUCACACAGGGCACUGGACCAGCGUCACUCCCAUGGCCAACAAACGCUCAGGGGCUGGUGUGGCUUUGCUGAAUGAUCACAUAUAUGUUGUUGGAGGGUUUGACGGCACAGCGCAUCUGUCUUCAGUAGAGGUCUACAACAUCCGCACAGACUACUGGACCACAGUGGCGAAUAUGACCACACCACGCUGCUACGUAGGGGCCACCGUCUUGAGGGGCCGACUUUAUGCCAUUGCAGGAUAUGAUGGGAACUCACUGCUCAGCAGCAUUGAAUGUUACGACCCCGUGAUUGACAGCUGGGAAGUGGUGACGUCAAUGGCAACACAACGCUGUGACGCAGGCGUUUGUGUGCUCAGAGAAAAAUAAGCUGAGGGAACCGUUCUGACAGACACUUUAUAAUGACUUCUGGAUGCUGGAAUUCAUUGCUGGAGCAUCAAAUCCAGCUUUUUUAUGACUUUUUGUUGCCAUCUGAGAUCUCAGUUCCUGUUUUUCCUUCUGAGGGAGAAUAACGUUUCAUGAUACAGUCAACAUGUGGGGUUCACCAACAUGUUUUCGUCUUCAUACAGAGUCUGUGAUCUUUGGUUAAAAUGUGAAAUUCACUCAGUUGGAUCCUCUAAAGUGCAAUAUGAUAAUCUACUGGUGUCAAAAUGUCUCAGAGAAGAGACAGAUAUGUGUAUGCCUUACUGCCCAAGUGACUGAAUGCUUCCUGAAGGAGGGAAUAUUGCCGGAUUCAUCAGGAUGUGAAAACAGCGGUGCUUUGUGUAAUCUGUUUCAAUCCUGUCUGUAACAUCGGUCAUCAUCAUCUGGUUGCUCGGCUCUUCUUAUUAACUUGACCCUUUAUCAGCGUGCCUGAUGCACCAGGGAUUUUUCCAUCAUCAUGUAUAGAAGCUUCAGAGAUAUCAAGAAGCCAGUGUGCUGGUGUUUUUAGUCGUGUGAAGCCGACUGCACGGGUGAAUUUAGCUGUGCUUUCAGUGAAAACUUGUUUAAUACUGGAAACUGACCCAUUAAUAUGAAUGAAAGGUGACUUGCAUAGCCGAUGUUCAGCAGUAUAUCAUUGAUGUGAUAUGCAGUUUUCACAUUGUGACUACAAUGAUAAAGACAAUAAAGGAAAAGUCUGUUUAUCAUGUUACAAAAUAAACUUUGUGUCAUCAGCAAA
Danio rerio (zebrafish) is the source of this 1666-nucleotide messenger RNA. NCBI's taxonomy places the organism in Eukaryota, Metazoa, Chordata, Actinopteri, Cypriniformes, Danionidae. The record is from RefSeq and is a predicted model, not a curated record.